Messenger RNA from Sphaeramia orbicularis (orbiculate cardinalfish), 1540 nucleotides. RefSeq names its product programmed cell death 2 (gene pdcd2). Lineage: Eukaryota; Metazoa; Chordata; Actinopteri; Kurtiformes; Apogonidae. The transcript is spliced from 8 exons. The record is from RefSeq and is a predicted model, not a curated record. Gene Ontology annotation, cellular component: nucleus; cytoplasm. Bases 139 to 1224 code for a protein of 361 amino acids.
CUUCAGUUGCACAUGUUUUAUGUUUUGCUAGAUUUACCAGUGUAUUUACAAAUUAUCAUAGCGAAAAGUGUUAUAAUUAACCGUAUAACAGAUUAAAACUACCUUAGCCAGUCUGUUUUUGUCUCUACCACUUCAGACAUGUCUUCGGCGGAGGUUGUUCUCGGUUUCUUGGAGGAGGCGGAACCGUGGCGGCUUCGGUCUCCGCAGUUCCCUAGUAAAGUCGGAGGGAAACCGGCGUGGCUCAGUCAAGUAGGCCUGCCCUCACCGACGGGGCUGGAGUGUCCGAUCUGCGGCCUGCCGUUGGCCUUCCUGCUGCAGGUUUAUGCACCGAUCUCUGGACAGGACAGAUGUUUCCACAGAACUCUCUUUCUCUUCUGCUGCAAAACACCUGAGUGCUAUACACGUAACGACAGUAGCUGUAUUAAAGUUUUCCGAAGUCAGCUAACUAGAAAGAAUGACUUCUACCCUUAUGACCCUCCACCGGAGGAUGAACCCCCUGCUGAUCCUGACCCGGACCAGACUGUGCUGCCAGUAUCUGGAGUCAAACUGUGCUGGGUUUGCGGUUGCCCCGGUAACAAAUCCUGCUCCCGCUGUCACAGUGUGACCUACUGUGGGAAACACCAUCAGACGAUACACUGGAAACAUGCACACAAGAGGGAGUGCUGUAGCCAAGGAGUGUCCACUAUUGCGGCCUCUCCUCUGCUGUUCCCUGAGUCUGAGCUGGUCACAGAGCCUGAGGAGGAAGAAGAAGAAAAGGAAGACGAGGAGGAGGAGAAAGAUGCAAAGGAGGAAGGAGCCAUUGCUCAGAGUGGUGGCAAUGGACCCUCUUUAGCUGAAACCAUGACUGAGACAGACCUGGAGGAGAUGGCGAUGCACGAGACUGCAGACAACAAAGUGUUUCAGCGAUUUAAGAAGAGAAUCGCCCCAGAACCACACCAGGUGGUGCGCUACAGUAGAGGGGGUUCUCCUUUGUGGGUCUCUGCUCAGCACAUCCCUUCAGAUCAGGAUAUCCCACAAUGCCCCUGUGGUGCUAAGAGGAUCUUUGAGUUUCAGGUGAUGCCUCAGCUGUUGAACAGUCUGUGUGUUGACUCCACAGGAGCCAGUAUCGACUGGGGGACACUCGCUAUCUAUACAUGCUCAGUCAGCUGUAACCAUGACGACCAGUACAGCCCAGAGUUUAUCUGGAAACAAGACUUCAGCUCUGACCAACAGACACAGAUUUGAUCAUAGUGUCUAUUGGUCAAAGACUUUGUUCAAAUACUUCGGGAAUCUGGAGUGAGCAGUGAGGAAACAUGGAGUGCAAAGGUUAAGACACAUUUAUAACAUAAUGCUUUUGUAAAGGGUUUGUGAAUACUUAUUAUGAAAACCUUUGUUUGUUGAAUCAUUGAGCUCAAGGGUCCUUUUGGACAGUAGAUACUGCAUUCAGUCUGAAUGUGAGACAUCUGUUUCACCACACUUAGAUCACUUGAUACACUUAGUAUCACUUUGACUGUCAUGGUUUCGACAGACAGUGGCUCUUCUAUAUGUUUAUUACAUUUAU